Messenger RNA from Merops nubicus (carmine bee-eater), 1647 nucleotides. RefSeq names its product angiogenic factor with G patch and FHA domains 1 (gene AGGF1). The record is from RefSeq and is a predicted model, not a curated record. Gene Ontology annotation, molecular function: nucleic acid binding; protein binding. The annotation marks the transcript as partial. Lineage: Eukaryota; Metazoa; Chordata; Aves; Coraciiformes; Meropidae. The transcript has 13 exons.
GUUGAAGAGCUUACUAAAGAAAUCCACAGUAGGAAGGAGAUUGUUGUGUCUAGCGUGGAAGUACAGACAGAGGACUAUGCUGCGUGGUCACAAGCAGAUUAUUACUACUAUGAAAAUUACUACAACCACAGUGAUGCUCAAGACUGUGCAUCUGAACUGCCGGUGCACCACAGUCAUGGCACUGAGGGCACUGAGCAUAAUUCCACAGAGGAAUCCCAGGCAGAUGUUCCUUUAACCAUGGAUAGCACCAAAGUUGCUGAAGAUGGUGGCGAAGAAAAUUUCAUCCAGGAUUCACAGGAAGCAGAAGAUCCUUCAGUACCAGAGGGUUCUUUGGCGGAGAGCUUGAGAGCUGCUGCAGAAGCUGCUGUUUCACAAACCGGAUUUAUUUAUGAUGAAAAUACAGGAUUGUAUUAUGACCAUAGCACUGGAUUCUACUAUAAUUCGGAGAAUCAACUGUACUACGAUCCAGCCACUGGAAUUUAUUAUUACUGCGAUGUGGAGAGUGGCCGAUACCAGUUUCAUUCACGAGUGGAUCUGCAGUCUUACCAGGCUUCUGGUACUCAGCACACCAAGGAUAAAAAAGGGAAAAAGAAGAGAAAAGAACCAGAGUGGACUUCUGCAAAUGAGUACAAGGUACGUCAUUUGACAGAAACCAUGGCUAAUCUGAAGAUUUCUUCUUUUGGAUUGGCAGCUUCUGGUAAAGAUGAAGAAAAGAUCUGGCCUCCUUGUAUCAGAGUGAUUGUAAUAAGAUCACCAGUUCUACAGACUGGAUCACUUUAUAUUAUCACAGCUGUGAAACCUGCUACAAUUGGAAGAGAAAAAGAUGUGGGACACACACUUCAGAUUCCUGAAGUUGGAGUCAGUAAGUUCCAUGCAGAAGUAUAUUUUGACCACAAUUUGCAAAAUUAUGUUCUUGUGGAUCAAGGCAGUCAGAAUGGAACAGUUGUUAAUGGAAAUCAGAUUCUCCAGCCUAAAACAAAGUGCAAUCCCUACGUCUUGGAGCAUGGAGAUGAAGUGAAGAUUGGUGAAACUGUGCUUUCAUUUCAUAUCCAUCCUGGCAGUGAUACUUGUGAUGGAUGCGAGCCAGGGCAAGUCAGAGCACACCUCCGCCUGGACAGGAAGAAGGAGUCUUCUGUUUGCCCAGCACUUAGCAAAGAAGAGAGAGAGUUGGUCAGAAGAAAAGCAUUAAAACAAAUACGGGUAAAAUAUGGCUUACAGAACACAGAGUAUGACGACAACAAAGCAGUGAAGAAUCCAAAGUACAAAGACAGAGCAGGAAAACGCAGAGAGACCAUUGGAAGUGAAGGAACCUUCCAGAGAGAUGAUAGUCCAGCUUCUGUUCAUAUUGAAAUCAGCAACAGCAACAAAGGACAUAAAAUGUUGGAGAAGAUGGGAUGGAAGAAGGGAGAAGGCCUGGGCAAGGAUGGCAGUGGCAUGACAGACCCGAUCCACCUUCAGUUACAUAAGACGCAUGCAGGUUUGGGUACCAGCAGACCAGUCUCAGUUGAAGAUGUUCCGAUCGUCCAGAACAAGAAUAAAAAGAACUGGGAUAAAGCAAGAGAAAGGUUUGCUGAAAACUUCCAGGAACCUAAGUCGCAAAGGGAUGCUCCUAAGACUAUGCCUUGGGUUAGGGGGACUGUAGAGUGA